This is a messenger RNA of Ciona intestinalis (vase tunicate), 3065 nucleotides long. NCBI's taxonomy places the organism in Eukaryota, Metazoa, Chordata, Ascidiacea, Phlebobranchia, Cionidae. The record is from RefSeq and is a predicted model, not a curated record.
AAUGACUAAAAAUUUAUCAUUUAGAUUUUAUUGAGAAAUCUUUGUAGUUAAAAGCUGUGUGUGGAGUGUGGUUGGGUGUGAUUGUGUGUGGCUGUCUGCGAAAAGCACAAAUGACAAAAUGGAAGAACCAGCAGCUGGUUGAGUUCAACAACACUCCGCUGCAUGAUGUAACAAUAAAGAGUUUCCUGAUUAACUGUUUGAAAGGAAAAGUCAAUAUUGAACGAAGCACAGAAGAUGAUGACACAACAAACACUUGUUCAAGUAACAAUCCAAAAGUUAAAAGUUUCAAACAAAUUCAAAACCAAAUCAAAGUUUUGUUGAGUGAAUGUAGUGUGCAUGGUGAUUGUGACGUCAUAAUGCAUGUUGUUACAUCAUAUUACACUGUGUUGCAAACCGCCUGUGAAAGAUGGGGAAAUGUUAAUUAUGACAUCAUAAGGGAACUUGUUAGCAAAGAAAUGUCAAACCAAUGCAACGAACCAUUCAUCGAAAUUAUGACGAUGGAAUUACCUUUAUCUCCAAUCAAGUCAGCUUUGGUCGCUUUCUCUGCGAUAACAAACCUAACAACUGAAGGGUUUACAAAGUUUCUGCAAUAUUGCUCUAUAAGAACCGAGUUCAACUUGCCUUUUAAGUUUUGUUGUUUCCUACUUAACCCUGACAACUUUACUUUAUUGACUUCAAUGCAACAAGAAGUCAAUGGAAGCCGUAAAGCUAAGGUGGAAAACAAUAGAAGGAAAUUGCUACGGACUCUCAGGAAUAUGCUAAAGAAUCAAAAUGGUUCAAAAAGUCAACAAUUUUUGGCUGAAUGUGUUGAACUCAGUGGUAACGCUGUGUUAAAAACUAAAACACAAACAAAUGAUGAAUUAAAAGGAAAACGUCCGAAAUGUCGGGCUUUUACACCAAUGAAAGUAAACGUUGUACCAGAUAUUGAAGCAGACGGACAAGUGUAUGACAGACCCCGGGACCCCCCCGGACAACGCAGCUUCUACAUUCCACCGGGUGAUGCUGCGAUGGAAUCUUACAGACUGAGCACGUUCAUGAAAUAUCCACAAGAUACUCCAGUAAACCCACGACAUCUGGCAGCUGCUGGCUUCCAUUAUACUGGCUACAAGGACAGGGUCAAGUGCUUCUGUUGCGGACUUUGUGUUGAGAACUGGGUUUCGGGAGAUGAAAUAAAAUCCAAGAAAUGGCAUCGUAACAACUGCGAGUUGGUGAAUGGAAAUGGGAGUGGGAAUCAACCAAUAGCAGGCAUUUUUUUCCCAUUCCAAAAUGGAACCAAAAGAUACAUGGAGCAUGCAGCAGACCCCACACAUGCCAACCAAACAAGUACCAGCAUUGGCAGUGGCAACAAUGCACCAAUGCAAACUGCUAAAUAUGUGGAGCCUGUUAAAAGUGCAACAUCAUAUCAGAGAAUAGAGCUGGCAACAAUAGCUUCGCCCUAUCAUGAACAACUCGUAAGAUCACUUGAUUUGAGGAAAGAAAGUGACAGAAGUAAAACGUAUGAGAACUGGCCUGCGCAGAAUCGAACAGUAUACGCAAGUGAUUUGGCUCGUUCCGGCUUUUUUUACCUCGGUAAUUUGGAUCGAGUCCAGUGUUUCUCAUGUGGAGGAGUGUUGCGCAACUGGAAUUAUGGGGAUAAUAUUACAGCUGAACACACGAGACACUUCCCUCAUUGCAGAAUGGUGCAAGGCACAGAAACAAGGAACGUAGCUUCACCUGCACAACCCAACCCACAAACAACGAGAACAUCAACCCAGGAACCUCCUGAUCCAACUGAAAGCGAGAAGUUGGAACUGAGUGAAAUGUUCCCAUGCCAGUACCCGGUGAAUCCCCAUAUGCGGAACCAAGAUAUGAGACUUGCAACUUUUGACCAGCGGUGGCAGCAAAGAGCAUUACAAGCAAAACCAGCUCAAAUAUCAAAAGCGGGAUUUUUCUUCUUGGGUGACCGAGAUCGUGUAAAGUGCUGGUAUUGUAACGGAGGUUUACAGAACUGGGAUCCUAAUGAUGAACCAUGGACUGAACACGCAAAGUGGUUUCCAACAUGUGAAUUCCUAAUUCGUAGCAAAGGACCAGACUUUGUUCACGCUAUGGUUUCAAAAUAUCCCAACCUCCCACGACCGAUAUUACGUGGUCCAUUUGAUGUUCCACCAAGCAUAAGAAGAAACAGUGAAAGUACGGCACCACCACCAAUAAUGGACCAUAAGAAAGAGAUGGCUGAAAUGAAAACCAAGGUCAAGAAACACAUGGAAAGUGAAGAAGCUAAGUCAGUGUUGGAGAUGGGGUUUGGAAGGAAGGAACUCGAAAAAGUUAUCAAGAAAAAACUAAAAAAAGAUGGUAAAAUGUUCAAAUCAGUUGUUAGCAUUAUUGAUGCAAUGAAUGACGGCACAGAUUCAUCUGAUGAUGAAAUGGAAGCGGAUGAACCACAAACACAAACUCCAAUGUCUAUAAGUGACUUAGAUUUAUCGCCUUCUAUGCUGGCAAGGGUGGCUGAGUUGGAAGAAGAAAGAAAAUGUAAAGUUUGUUUAGACAAGAUGGCCGACAUUGUAUUUAUACCGUGUGGUCACCUAUGCACAUGUAUUGAAUGUGCAUCAGCAUUGAAUAAAUGCCCAAUUUGUAGAAAAAGGAUUGAAAAAUCAAUCAGAACGUAUUUAAAUUAACAAAUAUAAAGUUAUUUUUUUAGAAAUUUAGGCAAUUUAUAUAUGGGUAGGUUAGUAGCUUACACGGUUACACCUAUGCUAUGAAUAUAGCAUUGAGCAUAUGAUCAAGUCCGACUUUUAAAUCUAAUACUAAUUUCUAUGAUUGGUUCUUUUAUUUAUAUAUUUAUCAUUAACUUUUCUUGGACAUGAUUUUGUUUUUUUUAUUUAUUUACUAUUAACGUGGACGAACAAACGCCGAUACAACCUUUUAUUUAGAUUACCAUUACUUUUUUAUUGUUAUUGUGUUAUUUUUAUAAUGUAUCAUUAGAUUAUAUAUGCAUCACUUGUAUCGCUUCUCUAUCACAUUACAAUGAUAAUGCACUUCAGAACGUAACUUUAGCUCUAAUACAUUUCUUUAAAUAUUAACAAGUA